Salvelinus namaycush (lake trout) is the source of this 3384-nucleotide messenger RNA. RefSeq names its product ethanolamine kinase 1-like. Gene Ontology annotation, cellular component: cytoplasm. NCBI's taxonomy places the organism in Eukaryota, Metazoa, Chordata, Actinopteri, Salmoniformes, Salmonidae. The record is from RefSeq and is a predicted model, not a curated record. Gene Ontology annotation, biological process: phosphatidylethanolamine biosynthetic process. The coding region runs from base 211 to 1350 and encodes 379 amino acids. The transcript is spliced from 9 exons. Gene Ontology annotation, molecular function: ethanolamine kinase activity.
GCGAGGGCGGUGCCAAGUCGGAGGAAAUCGUGUCGUGAACUGACCGGCUCCUGAGAAAACCGAAGAGGAUCUCACCGGUAGUUGCAUCUUCUACAUCAGCGCGGUUGCUUUUCACACCGACAAGCCCCUGGUUUAGCUAGCUCAUUUGCUAACCAACGUUAGCCGUUUAUACCAACCAGCUCAUAAAACAACUGUUAGCUAUUUUUUUUUAUGUCCCGAAUUCCAGAAAUAUCUGUUAAUAAUUCGAAACGAAAAAUUAACCACAUUAUGGAGACUGAGAUACACGUGCCUGUUGGGUCGCCGGUAAUUCGAAAAUUCCCGAUUUUCGUGGAGGAAAAUAAUGUAACGGAUGGAGCAAUGAAGCUGAUAAAGCAGCUUCGGCCAGCGUGGGACAUGAACCAUGUCAAGACCAAGCUCUUCACUGAUGGGACCACUAAUAAGCUGGUUGGUUGUUAUGUGGAGGCGAGUCCAGAAGACGUUGUUCUGGUACGUGUGUAUGGGAACAAGACGGAGCUGAUCGUCGACCGAGACAACGAGCUCAAGAGCUUCCAGGUGCUGCAUGCUAACGGCUGCGCUCCGCGGCUCUACUGCACCUUCCAGAAUGGCCUUUGCUACGAGUUCAUGCAGGGGGACGCCCUCGGAACACAGGAUGUGAGGGAUCCUACCAUACUCAGACUGAUAUCCAGGGAGAUGGCUCAUAUCCAUGCGAUCCAUGCACACAACGGCUGCAUCCCCAAACCCAAUCUGUGGAUCAAGAUGAGAAAAUAUUUCUCUCUGGUCGCUACCGAGUUCACCGAUCAAGCCUCCAACACCAGGAUCCAGCAGGAGGUGCCCAGCCAGGCGGUGUUGGAGCAGGAGAUGGUGUGGAUGAAGGAGCACUUGUCAAAGCUGGGCUCUCCUGUGGUGCUCUGUCACAACGACCUGCUCUGCAAGAACAUCAUCCACAACAGCAAAGAGGGCCAUGUCCGGUUCAUAGACUAUGAAUACUCUAGUUACAACUAUCAGGCCUUUGACAUCGGGAACCACUUCAACGAGUUUGCAGGUAUGAGUGAGCUGGACUAUGGGCUGUAUCCUAGCCGUGAGAUGCAGCUGGAGUGGCUGCGUGUGUAUCUGCACGCGUACAAGGCGUCCACUAAGAAAGGAGAGGAGGUCAGCGACAGAGAGCUCGAGACUCUCUAUGUACAGGUCAACAAGUUUGCCCUGGCGUCACACUUCUUCUGGGGCUUCUGGGCACUCAUCCAAGCCAAGUACUCCUCCAUAAAUUUUGACUUCCUGGGCUAUGCUGUGCUGCGUUUCAACCAAUACUUCAAGACCAAGCCUGCAGCGAUGGCCCUACAGAUCCCAGAAUGAGAGGGGAAUACAAGAGAAGAGAGGUACCCCAUCACCGGCACUGACCAGCGGAGCAGACACACUUUGAGCAGGAGAGGACUGGGAUGGGGGACAAGGGUUGGGGUUCAUGUUUAGGGCUGAGUAUGUGGUUAAGGCAGCGGUGUCAAACUCAUUCCAUUGAGAGCCUAGUGUAUGCUGGUUUUGGUUUUUCCUUUCAAUAAAGCCCUAGACAACCAGGUGUGGGAAGUUCUUUACUAAUUAGUGACCUUUAUUCAUCAAUUAAGUACAACGGAACAGCGAAAACCUACAGACACUUGGCCCUCCGUGGAAUGAGUUUGACACUUGUGGGUAAUAACAUUAAGGGGACAGAGUGUGGAUGGACCCCAACAUAAAACACUAUUAUUCCUAUUCAACUCAGUCCACCUGUCUCACCACUCAAGGUCCUAAUCCGCCACGGUUGGUGUGUUUUCAUUUUUUAUAUUUGAUUUAUUCUGUGAAGAAUUGAUUGAUCCAGUGAGAUUCAUUCCCCAGACACAGGUAGCUGGAACACUAGUUUUUGGUGCCGACAUGGAGGACAGUGUGCAGACAGUUAUGUAUAUGUGGGUUCUGGGUUUACUCUUUGGCUGUCGCUGCUCAAAGCGUGUGCUGUGGGACAGAGGAGGCAGUCAUCGUCAACCCCCUAGCCCUUAGCUUUGGCACUGAUCUAAGAGGAUUUCUUUUUUGAUUUGGUAAUGGAGCCACCUUGAAAUUAUUGUAUAUGGUAUACAUCAAACUUUACAAAAAAGGUCCCGCAAAUUGAGUGAACAGUAACUUUAAGUCCAUUCUCUCAGAUCUACACAAAGUGCCUAGGGGCUAGGGGUUGAUUUAGUACUGGCAAGUAGUUGGUUUUCAGUAAAGGGACCAUAAAUGUGAUGGGAAGAGAGGGGCUAGCCACAGGACAGGACAGUGAUUUGGUAGUUUAAUAAUGUCUGACGGCAGAGCAUCUUCAGUGGCCAGGAGCAGCUUCUGCGUCACUGAUGCUAAACUUUAAACCAGGGCUCUGUUCUCCCUCUUAGCCUCUUUUCCACCACUUUAGCUUUUAUGGUUAUGGUGACUUGCUUUGUUAGACUUUCCACUCCUCACAGACCAUUCGGAAAAUCCCAACCUCAAUCACCCCUGUCACACCCCUUCCCCUUACCCCCUCUUUACCCCUCUUCCUCCCCUUUCUCGCUCCUCCUUCUGCCCUAUAUCGCUUCCUCCUCUCCCCUCUCUUGAUUGGCUGGGAAGGGACUUUUGCCUGAUGUGCACAUACUUACUAUAACAUCCCAACCUCUCCCCACCCCCUAUCAAGUUACAACGUCCCUAAAAAGGAGCCAAAACCUUAUAUAUAAACCUCAUUACUGAAACUAUGUGUUAGGUCAGGGCAACUCAAGGCUUCAAAGGGUCUGGGACCACUAAUCCUGGGCUGGUGUUUUUGUUCUGAAGCUUGUCUAUGAGAAUGUGAGUGAGGUGACCAAGGACAAGACAGCAGGAAGUCCACACUAAGCCAGCAGUCACUUCUUUAGCUGGCAUCACGGCACACAGGUCUUUGGACCAAAUAACUCCAACACCCUUCCUUACCCCAGGCAGCAAGCCCCUCCAGACUACUUCUGACCUCCAUCCAGGCAUUCAGCUCUAGUUCAGUUUUCUCUAUCUGAAUUUUUUGCAAUUCAGUGCUUGUAAGGGUCACCUUAGGUUGGCUCUUUCCUCUCCAACAAGCCCUCUCAGAUCAGAGGGUCAACAUAAAAAAUGGAGAUACGGGUAACUGCCAAAAUAAUGGAAACGCUUGCGUAAAUGCAGCAUAUAUUGAAAGCAUAUGCUUCCACACAGGUGUGGCUCCUGAGUUAAUUAAGCAAUUAACAUUCCAUUAUGCUUAGGUUAAUGCAUAAAAAUGGUGGGUAAAGACAUUUUGGCCACAUGGCUAUGCCCCCAUAGGUUGACAAUUCCCCCAUCCACAGGUCACAAGUGGUCACUGAAUGAGCAUGAAAACAAUGUAAACCAUAUGCCAUGGCUGUUUGUCACCAGAUCUCAACACAA